Messenger RNA from Benincasa hispida (wax gourd), 883 nucleotides. The record is from RefSeq and is a predicted model, not a curated record. NCBI's taxonomy places the organism in Eukaryota, Viridiplantae, Streptophyta, Magnoliopsida, Cucurbitales, Cucurbitaceae.
UUCUUUGAUUUAUUCAGUGGAAGUCCACAACCUUCCGACUUCCAAGUCCUCCACCGUUCGCCGUGGAGUAGGUCCUCGCGGUUCACCUGUCAGGUAGGCCGCCGCCGCCGCCAUCUCCGCCGUGUAUCUCGCCGGAAAAGAACUGUGCAGGGAGGCGUAAGGAGACUUUCAGAUAAUUAGGGCCCCUUUAAAUAAAAGGAGCUCGGUACUACUCAGCCAUGGCGAGAUCCACAAGCAAGGACGCUCAAGCUCUUUUCCAAUCACUCCGCUCAGCUUAUGCGGCCACUCCAUUAAGUCUCAAGAUCAUUGAUCUCUAUGUGAUUUAUGCUGUGUUCACCGCCCUGAUUCAGGUAGCAUACAUGGCAAUUGUUGGAUCGUUCCCUUUCAACUCCUUCCUCUCAGGAGUUCUUUCUUGUAUUGGAACAGCUGUCCUUGCUGUUUGUCUCCGGAUUCAAGUUAAUAAAGAAAACAAGGAAUUCAAGGAUUUGGCCCCCGAACGAGCAUUUGCAGAUUUCGUCCUGUGCAACCUGGUUCUCCAUUUGGUGAUUAUGAACUUCCUCGGAUAAGACACCGCAUUUUGGGUUCUACUUCUUUUCUUGUUUCCUUUUGAGAAUUUAUCUAAACCCAGAAAGUAGCUUAUGCUAGAAAUUUUCUACCAAACUUUGCAUAUUAGAAACAGAAAAAGAGAGAGAUUCCUGCAAAUUAGCUAACGUCAUUCUGAGUUAUUUUCUACAAUGAUGUUUUUCCAGACAAUCAAAUACGUCAACAGUUUUCUGGCCAUUAUAUUGCAAAGGUGAGAACUAUGUUUAUACUUUAUGAAGAUAACAAAAGAAAAGAACACUUUUAACUCUUGCAAGUGUUAGAAGGUUAAUUUUCGAAUUAA